GGUUCUUUAAUAUCAGGCCCAGCGCGACUUACGGGACCACAUUUCUUCCCGGAGCUCGCGGUUGGAUGUUCCUUUCGUCUCGUGGGUACCGGAAUCAGGCUUGCGCCAUGGCGAAACUGAUGCUGUUGUUGGUAGUCUUCAUUGUCUUUACCGCUGUGUUCGUGGAGAGGAUCCUAGUAUUUCGGCAGAAGCUGUUUGCUGACAGACAUCUGCCCCCGAAGCGCCUUCCUAACUGUGAACUCAUUCCAGGAAUUGACAAUGGUGCAGAAGAUAUUGAAAUACUUCCUAAUGGAUUAGCUUUCAUCAGCUCUGGUCUGAAAUAUCCUGGUUUGAAAGUCUUUGAACCUCAUAAGGGAGGGCAGAUAUUACUGAUGAAUCUGAAGUCAGAAAGUCCUCGUCCAGUUGAAUUGAAGAUUGAAGGUGGAUUUGAUCUGGAUUCUUUUAAUCCUCAUGGGAUCAGUAUUUAUAUGGAGAAUAGUGAUAGCAUAUAUCUCUUCGUGGUUAAUCAUCCAGAAGGCAACUCAGCAGUGGAGAUCUUUAAAUUUUUUCAGGAUGAAAAAUAUUUGCUGUACUUAAGAACUGUCACUAAUCAGCUCCUAUCAAGUGUCAACGACAUUCUUGCUGUGGGCCCUGAGCAUUUCUAUGCCACCAAUGACCGUUACUUCCGUUCAGAGACUGUCUCAAUAUAUUUGGAAGUGUUUUGGGGUUUUAGCUGGACAAAUGUUGUGUACUAUAGCCCAAAGAAAGUUAAAGAAGUGGCAUCAGGAUUCUACAGUGCCAAUGGCAUUAAUAUGUCACCAGAUGGAAAGUUUAUCUACGUGGCUGAUAUUUUGGAUCAUAGCAUUCAAGUCUUUCAAAAAAUGUCUAACAUGAAUUUAACUCCUGUGAAGGCCCUGAAAUUUGAGACUAUUCUUGAUAACAUAUCGGUUGAUCGUAAAACUGGAGACCUUUGGUUAGGAUGUCAUCCCAAUGCUGCAAAACUCAUUUCUUAUGAUCCAAAGGAUCCUCCCGGCUCAGAGAUCCUUCUUGUCAAAGAUAUCCUUUCUGACAAACCUAAAAUCAUUACAGUGUAUGUGGAUGAUGGAACAAUCAUUCAAGGAAGCUCAGUUGCUGUCUAUUUUGAGAGACAUCUCAUCGUUGGCACUGUGUUUCAAAAAGCCCUUUAUUGCCAUAUGCCUUGACUCAUGAGCUUUGACUCAGUUGAAAUAGUCAUUGUCACUGAAAACUGAGUCAAGCUUUUUGACACCUGAUGAACUCAGGUUUCAAAUCCAUGUUAGCCAGUCCAUUCAUCUAAAAGUUAUUAUAACCACAUCUAAAAUAUAAGAGAUCCAGCAUAAAUUCCUGCCAUUUCGGAGGAGCCAUCUUGCCCCAAGAUGCCUUUUGGCCUUCCAGAGGUAUUAAAACCUGGUUUUGCCUUGAAGCCCCAAGGGGGCUGAAGAUGGUUAAUGAGCUAAGAAGAUCUUACCUCUGUGCCAUCCAUCUCCUGGGUUCUAAUUUUUUAUAAAAAAUUGUAAUUGUUUUUAUAUUCAUCUUUUUACUAUUUGUAAGUCACCCAGAAUCACUGUACUAGUGAAAUGGGCAAUUUAAGCAUUUAA
Messenger RNA from Ahaetulla prasina, 1595 nucleotides. RefSeq names its product serum paraoxonase/arylesterase 2-like. Bases 66 to 1181 code for a protein of 371 amino acids. Gene Ontology annotation, molecular function: arylesterase activity. Lineage: Eukaryota; Metazoa; Chordata; Lepidosauria; Squamata; Colubridae. The transcript has 9 exons. The record is from RefSeq and is a predicted model, not a curated record.